GCGCAGUCCGGAAGAGACGCCGCGCAGGCACGCCCCUUCCUUUCCAGCCUCCGUCCCGGACCCUGCAGCCGCCGCGAUGUUGAUGCCCAAGAAGAACCGGAUUGCCAUCUAUGAGCUCCUUUUUAAGGAAGGAGUGAUGGUUGCCAAGAAGGAUGUCCAUAUGCCCAAACACCCCGAGCUGGCAGACAAGAACGUGCCCAACCUUCAUGUCAUGAAGGCCAUGCAGUCUCUGAAGUCUCGAGGCUAUGUGAAGGAGCAGUUUGCCUGGAGACACUUCUAUUGGUACCUUACGAAUGAGGGCAUCCAGUAUCUCCGCGAUUAUCUCCACCUACCUCCGGAGAUCGUGCCUGCCACCCUGCGCCGCAGCCGUCCCGAAACUGGCAGGCCUCGGCCCAAAGGGCCAGAGGGUGAGCGCCCGGCAAGAUUCACAAGAGGGGAGGCGGACAGAGACACCUACAGAAGGAGUGCUGUGCCCCCUGGUGCUGACAAGAAAGCCGAGGCCGGGGCUGGCUCAGCCACCGAGUUCCAGUUUAGAGGAGGCUUUGGUCGUGGACGUGGUCAGCCACCACAGUGAGCUUGAAGACUGUUGUUUGCAAUAAACUUUAAAGAAAAGUGUCCACUC
Microtus ochrogaster (prairie vole) is the source of this 622-nucleotide messenger RNA. RefSeq names its product ribosomal protein S10 (gene Rps10). The record is from RefSeq and is a predicted model, not a curated record. Gene Ontology annotation, cellular component: cytosolic small ribosomal subunit. NCBI's taxonomy places the organism in Eukaryota, Metazoa, Chordata, Mammalia, Rodentia, Cricetidae. Gene Ontology annotation, molecular function: RNA binding; structural constituent of ribosome.